UCGGGCCAUACAAACUGCGAGUGAAUUUAUGAUGUGCACCUUGAACACAAACUUCCCUCGAUGGUCAUUUGGAGAUCGGCUCAACCAUGCUCGCCACUGCUUCCAAGACUUUGUUCACGUCGGCCAAGAGCCAAAUCCGCCGCUCCACCACGGCCAGUUUGCAGUGGGCCAAGGACUUGAACAAGCCGCUUAAGGAAACGGACCCCGCGCUGUUCGACAUCAUCGAGCGUGAGAAGCAACGUCAACGCAACUGCUUGAGUUUGAUCGCGUCUGAAAACUUCACCUCUCGCGCCGUGUACGAUGCGUUGGGGUCGGUCAUGUCCAACAAGUACUCGGAGGGGUACCCUGGCCAGCGCUACUACGGCGGCAACAAGAUCAUCGACCAAGCCGAACUGUUGUGCCAGAAGCGUGCGUUGGAAGCGUUCAAGCUCGACCCGGAAGUAUGGGGUGUGAACGUUCAGAGUUUGUCGGGGUCGCCUGCCAACUUUCAAGUGUACACGGCGCUGUUGCAGCCCCACGACCGCAUCAUGUCGUUGGACUUGCCCCACGGCGGCCACUUGUCGCACGGGUUCCAGACCGGCGCCAAGAAGAUCUCGGCUACGUCCAUCUUCUUUGAAUCGAUGCCGUACCGAUUGGACCCGAAGACCGACCUGAUCGACUACGACUCGUUGGCCACGAACGCCGAACUGUUCCGCCCGAAACUCAUCGUCGCCGGCACCAGCGCGUACUCGCGCCACAUUGACUACGCCCGCAUGAAGGAAAUCGCCGUCGCGAACAAUGCGAUCUUGUUGGCCGACAUGGCGCACAUCAGCGGUCUCGUCGCCGCCGGCGUCGUGCCCUCUCCGUUUGAAUACGCUGACGUGGUCACGACCACGACCCACAAGUCGCUCCGUGGCCCCCGUGGCGCCAUGAUCUUCUACCGCAAGGGGACUCAAAGCGUGGACAAGAAGGGCAUUGAAACCAAGUACGACUUGCAAGGGAAGAUCGACUUUUCCGUGUUCCCGGGGCUUCAAGGCGGCCCCCACAACCACACGAUCUCGGCGCUCGCGACCGCGUUGAAGCAAGCCAACACGCCCGAGUUUGUCGCGUACCAAAAGCAAGUGCUCGCCAACUCCAAGGCGCUGGCAACUCGUUUGAUGGACAUUGGGUACAACCUCGUCUCGAACGGCACCGACAACCACUUGAGCUUGGUCAACUUGAAGAGCUCCAAGGUACACACUACUAGUACUUACUACUAGGAGUGCUUACCAACAACAACCCUGACCUGACGUGCUAGGGCAUUGACGGCGCACGUGUGGAAUUCCUCUUGGAAGAAGUCAACAUUGUGAUCAACAAGAACACCGUCCCCGGCGACAAGAGCGCGUUGGUCCCUGGCGGUAUGCGCCUCGGCGCUCCUGCACUGACCUCGCGCGGGUUGACUGAAGAGGACUUUGUCACCGUGGCCAACCUCAUCAACGAAGGCGUCGACUUGUCCGUGGCCAUCAGCAAGGCCGUGACGGGCAAGAAGGUGCAAGACUUCAAGACGUACGUGAUCAACGGCGGUCACAAGGCGGAGAUCCAAGCGCUGGAAGAGAAGGUCGCGACCUUCAUGCGCUCCUUCCCCACCGUCGGAUUCGAAGAAAGCUCCAUGGUGUACAAGGAUUAAUCGAAUUUCGUAGUAAUCACACAACCUUUCGCACCUUGAUUUCCGGAUAAAGGAGAUCUAAAUUAUACGGAUGACCCUGAA
Molecule: messenger RNA, 1726 nt
Organism: Aphanomyces astaci
Lineage: Eukaryota; Oomycota; Saprolegniomycetes; Saprolegniales; Verrucalvaceae
Exons: 4
Coding region: 87-1238 (383 amino acids)
Biological process (GO): tetrahydrofolate interconversion; folic acid metabolic process; L-serine catabolic process
Cellular component (GO): cytoplasm
Molecular function (GO): pyridoxal phosphate binding; serine binding; zinc ion binding
Source: RefSeq, a predicted model, not a curated record